Molecule: messenger RNA, 2425 nt
Organism: Armigeres subalbatus
Lineage: Eukaryota; Metazoa; Arthropoda; Insecta; Diptera; Culicidae
Exons: 1
Coding region: 143-2425 (760 amino acids)
Biological process (GO): DNA integration
Molecular function (GO): nucleic acid binding
Source: RefSeq, a predicted model, not a curated record
UGUCUUGUUGCUCGAUGGGGAAUUCGAGUGCAACGUUACCAUCGGAGAAAUUACGCGACGUGAACGAAUACGUGUUACUGCGAACCAGUUGCAUCUACUCGGUGCUGAUUUAGUCGAUGUUUUCAACCUCUGGUCCGUACCCAUGGACACCUUCUGCUGUCAAGUGACCGGAUCUUCGUUGCCUACCGCUGCUCUCAAGUCGACUUUCCCCAACGUGUUCAGCGAGCAACUCGGCUUGUGCAGCAAAACGAAAGUGAAGUUAGAGCUGAAAGAAAACAUUCGACCCGUUUUCGUCCCGAAACGUCCGGUUGCAUACGCUAUGUACGACGCCGUAGAUCUUGAGCUCGACCGCCUAGAGAAGCUAAAUAUCAUCACCCCGGUCGAAUAUUCAGAGUGGGCCGCUCCAAUCGUUGUCGUCCGUAAAGCCAAUGGUUCCAUUCGAAUUUGCGGAGACUAUUCCACAGGGUUGAAUGCAGCGCUUCAGCCAAACCAGUAUCCGCUUCCCCUUCCGGAUGAUAUUUUUGCCAAGCUGGCUAAUUGUAAGGUUUUCAGCCAGAUUGAUUUGUCUGAUGCCUUCUUGCAAGUGGAGGUUGAUGAGCAGCACCGUAGGUUGCUCACGAUCAACACGCAUCGGGGUCUCUAUUCCUACAAUCGUCUGCCUCCCGGUGUGAAGAUCGCGCCUGGGGCGUUUCAGCAAGUCAUCGACACGAUGCUAGCCGGCUUAGAGUGCACUUCCGGCUAUUUGGAUGAUGUCAUAAUCGGCGGAAGAACGGAGGAAGAACACGAUCGCAAUCUACGGGCUGCUCUGAAGCGAAUUCAAGAUUUCGGCUUCACAAUUCGUUCUGAAAAGUGCACAUUUCGCAAGCAACAAGUGAAGUACGUAGGCCUCGUCAUCGAUGCUCGCGGGUUACGUCCAGAUCCAGCUAAGAUCGAGGCAAUUAUGAAGCUGCCACCUCCCACAAAUGUGUCUGAAACGCGUUCGUUUUUGGGGGCCAUCAACUAUUAUGGCAAGUUCGUCCCCAAUAUGCGCAAGCUACGGUAUCCGCUCGACAAUCUCCUCAAAGCUGAAGCGAAAUUCCAAUGGACUGCAGAGUGCCAAACAGCGUUUGAGCAAUUCAAGCGAAUUCUUUCCUCGGAUCUACUCCUUACUCAUUACGAUCCUAAGCGGGAGAUCAUAGUGUCCGCCGACGCUUCUUCUGUCGGGCUCGGAGCAACGAUCAGUCACAAGUUGCCCGACGGCACCGUCAAGGUCGUCCAGCAUGCGUCUAGAGCACUCACGAAAGCCGAGCAAGGGUAUAGUCAGCCGGAUCGAGAAGGUUUGGCCAUCGUCUUCGCUGUAACGAAGUUUCACAAGAUGCUUUUCGGGCGGCACUUCCGACUGCAAACCGACCAUCAGCCUCUGCUACGAAUUUUCGGUUCCAAGAAGGGAAUACCAGUGUAUACUGCCAAUCGCCUUCAACGCUUCGCUUUGAACUUGCUUCUCUACGACUUCGACAUCGAGUAUGUGCCAACUCACAAGUUUGGAAAUGCAGACCUGCUCUCGCGAUUGAUUAACCAACAUGUCAAGCCCGACGAGGAUUACGUCAUCGCGAGCCUCAACUUGGAAGAGGACCUUAGGUCAGUAGUGUCUAAUACGGUUAAAGUUUUGCCUCUCAAUUUCAGAGCCGUCGCGCAAAGCACCCAAGCAGACCCUCUGCUCCGAACAGUCUACCACCACGUUCAACACGGUUGGCCCCAGUCCAAACUUCCGGGGUCCGACAUCAAACGGUUCCAAUCCAGACAGGAAUCGCUCUCCGUGGUAGAUGGGUGCAUCUUGUUUGCCGAACGGCUCGUCAUUCCAUCGCUACACCGCAAGCGAUGCCUUGAGCAACUUCAUGGUGGUCAUCCCGGCAUGCAGCGAAUGAAAGCCCUUGCCAGGAGUUAUGUCUACUGGCCCAGUUUGGAUGCUGACAUCGUGAACUUCGUGAAGACAUGUCAACAAUGUGCAUCAGUGGCCAAAUCACCUCCUCAUUCUCUACCGGUGCCACGGCCAAAUCCAACAGUUCCGUGGCAACGUGUCCACAUUGACUACGCCGGUCCGAUCGAAGGCGAGUACUACCUCAUCGUUGUAGACUCGUUCUCAAAGUGGCCAGAGAUCGUUCAAACCAACCGUAUCACAUCGGCAGUGACCAUUAAUAUCCUUCGCGGAUUGUUUGCUAGACUGGGUAUGCCAACAACACUGGUCAGUGACAACGGUACCCAGUUCACUAGUUCCGAAUUCGCCAAUUUCUGCGCCUCUAACGGCAUCGAACACCUGACAACGGCUCCUUUCCAUCCACAAUCGAAUGGCCAAGCGGAGCGGUUCGUGGACACUUUCAAGAGAUCUGUGAAGAAAAUUCGAGAGGGAAGAGGAUCGAUACAGCAAGCACUGGACAUUUCUUGCUGA